Mizuhopecten yessoensis (Yesso scallop) is the source of this 556-nucleotide messenger RNA. RefSeq lists its product as uncharacterized. The record is from RefSeq and is a predicted model, not a curated record. Bases 133 to 555 code for a protein of 140 amino acids. The transcript is spliced from 2 exons. Lineage: Eukaryota; Metazoa; Mollusca; Bivalvia; Pectinida; Pectinidae.
UAUGAUGUGUAAGGUUGCAGAGAUAUGAUUUAUACUGUAGCACAGUUAUGAUGUCUAAGUUAGCAAAACCAUCAUGCUAGCUCAUUCUUCCAACACAAUGAACGUACAUCAACCAGAUCUAUAGGUAAACACAUGAGUCAUCAACAGGAAAACCCGGAAUUCUGUCUGUACAGGAAGGGAUAUCGAUGCCAGUCUACCCUGCUACGUCUCCUUGAGGAUUGGCGAAGGGCCAUGGAUGAGAGCAAGUUUGUAGGUGCUAUCCUCAUGGAUCUCUCCAAGGCCUUCGACUGUAUUCCUAACGGGCUGCUGCUCGAGAAGCUGACUGCUUAUGGGUUGGACGAGGCCGCAGUCGGUCUCAUUAGUAGCUAUAUAUAUAUCUCGGGGGCAGAUUUCAGCGGACUAGCUAUAUAUAGGCUGGGGUCCAAUGUCUCUGACUGGGAGCAGUUGGAGAGGGAGUACCUCAGGGAUCGAAUCCUGACAAAUUUCAGGCUAUAUCCAUUGGGAAGAAAACUCACAAUAUUAUAUCUUCCUAUACUAUUAAAGACCAUGUUGUAAA